AACAAUGAUGUAAGGAAUGACGCAGUUCAUUGCCUCAUCAAGUUGAACCUGGUGCUUCAAGUCUGUAUAUUUAUAGCACUAAAAGAUGAAGAUAAAUCUAUGAUCAAGCAAUGGCUGAUGAGAUAGAGUCUUUGAGAAUUGAGCUUACAGAUUUAAGAAGCAAAAGGUCAUCAUUUGCUAGUCAUUUGUCCAGCAGCAGUUUUCGCAGCAUUUCGUCUGAUCACCUUGGUGAAAGAGAUGAAGAAAUUCAGUUGCAAUGGGCUGCUGUUGAGAGGUUACCUACCUUUAGACGGAUUACUACUGCUUUAUUUGAAAGUACUUAUGAAAAUGAAAAUAAAGGCAGAAGAAUUAUUGAUGUUGCACAACUCGGAGCAGAAGAGCGUCACAUGUUCAUAGAAAAGCUCAUCAAACACAUUGAACAUGAUAAUUUGAGAUUGCUGCGGAAACUUAGAAAGAGAAUUGACAAAGUUGGUGUACAGUUACCCAGUGUGGAAGUGAGAUAUAGAAAUCUUGGUGUUGAAGCAGAGUGUAAGGUUGUUCAUGGCAAGCCUCUCCCCACCCUUUGGAACACUUCUAAGGCUAUACUUUCUGAGUUUGUGAAUCUGGCAUGGUCAAAGCAAGAGGCCAAGAUAAGCAUCCUCAAAGAUGUCAGUGGCGUUAUCAAGCCAAGAAGGAUGACUUUAUUGCUUGGCCCUCCAGGCUGCGGCAAAACCACAUUGUUGCUGGCGCUUUCUGGGAAAUUGAGCCAUUCUCUUAAGGUUACGGGAGAAAUAUCGUACAAUGGCUACCAAUUGGAAGAGUUUGUUCCCCAGAAAACCUCAGCUUACAUAAGCCAAUAUGAUCUUCACAUUCCAGAGAUGACUGUUAGGGAAAUUAUUGAUUUUUCUGCUCAAUUUCAGGGCACAGGAAGCCGAGCUGAGAUGAUGACAGAAGUUAUUAGGAGGGAGAAGGAGUCAGGGAUUGUUCCAGAUCCUGAUGUGGAUGCUUAUAUGAAGGCAGUAUCAGUUGAAGGACUGAAAAGUAACCUUCAGACAGACUACAUUUUGAAGAUUCUGGGACUUGAUAUUUGUGCUGACACAAUGGUUGGAGAUGCCAUGAGAAGAGGCAUCUCUGGUGGUCAGAAGAAAAGGUUGACUACAGGGGAGAUGAUUGUGGGACCUACGAAAGCACUCUUCAUGGAUGAAAUAUCAAAUGGCUUGGACAGUUGCACCACUUUCCAGAUCGUGUCUUGCCUGCAGCAUUUGGUGCAUAUUACUGAUGCUACUGCACUGAUUUCACUUCUUCAGCCGGAUCCAGAGACCUUCGAACUCUUUGACGAUGUCAUUCUGAUGGCAGAAGGGAAGAUUGUUUACCAUGGCCCGCGUUCUAGCAUUUGCAACUUCUUUGAGGAAUGUGGGUUCAAGUGCCCUCAAAGAAAAGCUGUUGCUGACUUCCUUCAAGAGGUUAUCUCCAGAAAAGAUCAACAACAAUAUUGGUGCUGCACAGAACAACCGUAUAGUUAUGUUUCUGUUGACCAAUUUGUUAAGAAAUUUCAAGAAAGUCAGCUUGGACAGAAGCUAAAUGAGGAGCUCUCAAAGCCAUUUGAUAAGUCUAAAAGCCACAAGAGUGCUUUGUCCUUUCGCAAAUACUCGUUACCGAAAUGGCAACUGUUUAAGGCUUGCAUAAGGAGGGAAUUUCUUCUAAUGAAGAGGAAUUCUUUUAUUUAUGUGUUCAAAACCACACAGCUAGUGAUCAUUGCUGCAAUAACAAUGACAGUUUUGCUACGCACUAGAUUGGCUGUUGAUGUGCUUCAUGCAAAUGAUUACUUGGGAGCUAUAUUCUACGCACUCCUCCUAUUACUCGUUGAUGGAGUUCCGGAGUUGCAGAUGACUGUUUCAAGACUUGCAGUUUUCUAUAAACAGAAAGAGCUCUUCUUUUACCCUGCUUGGGCUUAUGUCAUUCCUACAACUAUCCUUAAAAUUCCACUUUCAUUCUUGGAAGCUUUUGUUUGGACGUCUCUCACUUACUAUGUGAUUGGUUUCAGUCCUGAGGCUGGAAGGUUUUUCCGGCAGUUUCUUCUACUUUUUGUGAUACACCUAACAUCAAUAUCCAUGUUUCGCCUCAUUGCCUCAAUCUUCCAAACUGUGGUUGCUGCAACAACCGUUGGCAGUCUCUUUAUAGUGUUUAAUUUACUGUUUGGUGGUUUCAUAAUUCCAAAGCCUUCUAUGCCUGCCUGGUUGGCAUGGGGAUUUUGGAUAUCCCCAUUCACAUAUGGGGAGAUAGGGUUGUGUGUGAAUGAGUUUCUUGCUCCUCGCUGGGGAAAGAUUGUGUCUGCCAACACAACUAUAGGGCAACAAACUCUAGAAAGCCGCGGAUUAAACUAUGAUGGUUACUUUUAUUGGAUAUGUCUUGGUGCAUUGAUAGGGUUCACAGUGCUUUUCAACAUUGGUUUUACUUUGGCAUUAACCUUGUUGAAAUCUCCUGGAAGAUCUCGUGCUAUUAUUUCUUAUGACAAGUACUGUCAAUUGCAAGGAAAAGUAGAUGAUAAGGAGCGUGUUAACAUUCAUCCUGUACCUAAUAGAGGACCUAAAAAUGGAAGGAUGAUUUUACCUUUUGAGCCUCUUACUCUAACAUUUCAGGAUCUGCAGUACUAUGUUGACACUCCUUUGGAAAUGAGAAAACGAGGCUUUGCACCUAAGAAGCUUCAGCUGCUUUCUGACAUUACUGGUGCAUUCAGACCUGGUGUUCUUACAGCAUUGAUGGGUGUUAGCGGAGCUGGAAAGACAACUCUUAUGGACGUUCUUUGUGGAAGAAAAACUGGCGGUACUAUUGAAGGAGAGAUUAGAAUUGGUGGAUAUCUGAAGGAUCAAGAUUCAUUUGCUAGAAUAUCAGGUUACUGUGAACAAACUGACGUACAUUCCCCACAAAUUACUGUACAAGAAUCAGUGGCAUUUUCUGCCUGGUUGCGACUCCCAUCUCAGAUUGAUCCAAAAACUAAAUCUGAGUUUGUUAAUCAAGUGCUUGAAACUAUUGAGCUUGAUGGAAUUAGAGACUUGCUGGUAGGCUUGCCAGGAAUUAGUGGCUUGUCAACUGAGCAGCGUAAACGGCUGACUAUAGCUGUCGAGCUGGUUGCUAAUCCAUCUAUCAUAUUUAUGGAUGAGCCCACUACAGGUCUUGAUGCAAGAGCCGCGGCAAUUGUUAUGAGAGCAGUGAAGAAUGUUGUUGAAACCGGAAGAACAGUCGUUUGCACCAUCCACCAGCCAAGUAUUGAUAUUUUUGAGGCAUUUGACGAGUUGAUUCUACUGAAAACUGGAGGACGCAUGAUCUAUUCCGGGCCAUUGGGCCAGCACUCAAGCAAGGUCAUCCAAUAUUUUGAGAAUGUUUCUGGGGUAACCAAGAUUAGGGAUAACUAUAAUCCAGCAACAUGGAUGUUAGAUGUUACAUCUAAAUCUGCAGAAACUCAACUCGGACUAGAUUUUGGACAAAUUUAUCAAGAGUCAGCUCUGAAUAAGGAAAACACAGAAUUGGUUAAGCAACUGAGUAUACCAAAUCCUGGUUCAAAAGAAUUGCGAUUUUCUAGCCGUUUUCCACAAAAUGGUUGGGAGCAGUUCAAAGCUUGUUUAUGGAAACAUCACUUGUCGUAUUGGAGAAGUCCUUCGUAUAAUCUCACCCGCAUUGUUUUUAUGAUUACUGCAUCCCUCCUAUUCGGCGCACUCUUCUGGCAGCGCGGGGACAAAAUAGCCAACCAACAAGACCUUUUCAUUAUGCUUGGUUCAAUGUACACUGCAGUAAUCUUCUUCGGCAUAAACAAUUGCUCGUCGGUUUUGCCAUAUGUUGCUACAGAACGGGUGGUUUUAUAUCGGGAGAGGUUUGCAGGGAUGUAUUCUCCGUGGGCGUAUUCAUUUGCGCAGGUGCUAGUGGAGGUACCGUACUUGUUGGUGGUAGCUCUUAUUUAUGUUGCCAUCACAUAUCCUAUGGUUGGUUAUUCAAUGUCUGCCUACAAAAUAUUCUGGGCAUUCUACGCCAUGUUCUGUACAUUGCUAUGUUUCAACUACCUGGGUAUGCUUCUGGUAUCAUUAACACCAAAUAUUCAAGUGGCUUCCAUUUUAGCAUCAUCUGCGUACAUAAUGCAAAUUUUAUUCUCAGGCUUCAUCGUGCCAAAACCACGUAUCCCAAAGUGGUGGAUUUGGCUGUAUUAUAUUUGUCCCACGUCUUGGGUUCUAAAUGGUAUGCUCAACUCCCAAUUUGGAGAUGUUGACAAAGAAAUAACAGUGUUUGGUGAGACUAAAACUGUUGCUCAUUUUUUACAAGAUUACUAUGGCUUUCAUCACGACUUUCUGGGUGUUGUUGCUGCUCUACUUUUCAUCUUUCCUUUUGUCUUUGCUUCUCUUUUUGCAUAUUUUAUAGGAAAGUUGAACUUCCAGAGAAGGUAAAUUCUAUAUUCGUGUAUCGACACUAUUUUAUUUUUAUAAAAGGAUGUAAUUAAAACCUUAUUUUAUUUGAUUAUCCUAUUAGAGAUUUAAUGAAAUCAUUACCGAGAAUUGAACACCACAAAGCAAGAAAUGAACUUUACCAACACCGUAUCUCAAUUGUAGAUAAUGGAACCGACUAAAUAUUAAGAAAACAAUUUAUUUCUUCAAUAUCAAAAAAUAUAACAGAAUUUAACGUGUAUCUUGGCAGCUCUCCUGCCAAGUGCCAAUCCAUUGUUUUGUACAUGCCCUUAUCACCUCUGGCCAAGCAAGAGGCUUUCAAAAUGCACUUUUUUUUUUUUUUUUUUUUUUUUUCAAGAAAU
This is a messenger RNA of Jatropha curcas, 4771 nucleotides long. Its product is annotated as pleiotropic drug resistance protein 3. The record is from RefSeq and is a predicted model, not a curated record. Gene Ontology annotation, cellular component: membrane. Lineage: Eukaryota; Viridiplantae; Streptophyta; Magnoliopsida; Malpighiales; Euphorbiaceae. Gene Ontology annotation, molecular function: ATP hydrolysis activity; ABC-type transporter activity; ATP binding.